Messenger RNA from Trichoderma breve, 3582 nucleotides. RefSeq names its product ankyrin repeats (3 copies) domain-containing protein. The transcript has 5 exons. Lineage: Eukaryota; Fungi; Ascomycota; Sordariomycetes; Hypocreales; Hypocreaceae. The record is from RefSeq and is a predicted model, not a curated record. The coding region runs from base 1 to 3582 and encodes 1193 amino acids. Gene Ontology annotation, molecular function: protein binding.
AUGGGCACAGAGGUGAAAAGCAGAAAGAGGGAUUUUUUAAAGCCGCGCAAUUGGUUUGGAAGGCCUAGGUCUUCAUCUCGAGCAUCAAGCGGUCGUCGAAUUUCUACAUCUGCGAGAGCCAGUACAUCGUCUCAUUCAGAUGCAUCUCUAGAGCUAUCGAGAGACCCUCUGCUUUCUCAUACAUCAGAGCGUUCUUCGCGCCAAAGACUAUCUGCGCCUCUCGUAGAAUCUCAACUGGCGAAAUUUCAUCUAACCCCGCCUUUACGGACGACAAAAUCCCAACCACCGCCGUCGACUAAAGUUUCAGACCUCUGGGCUCGAGCCUUUACUGAGGCUAAUGAUGAGACUCAGAAAUGGAUCAAGAAGCAUGGACUAGACUCCCCCACAGGUCUUGCGCAAGGCCAGAUCAAAGAAGUCAUUAAGCUCAUCGAAAGCAACAAGCUAUCUGAACAAAAUGACCAACCCUGGAAAAUCGAGAUUGGCAAUCAGAAGAUCAUCGUUCGAGAAUACAUUGCUGAUGCUGUUGCCUUUAUUACUAUGGUUGGUGACGCUGCCAUCACUUUUGCCCCUCCACAGGCCAGCGCGCCGUGGGCUGUUGCAAAGGCGGUCUUGAAAAUUCCAGUGAAACAAAUCGAGCAAAAGGCCGCUCUCCUGGGAACCAUUCAAUGGUUUGCACGCAUUGUACGUAGAGGGCAGAUCUACGAGGCUAUAUACCUGUAUAAUGCUGCGGCCACAGAUGAAAAAAAUAAGCAGAAUUUAUACGAUGCACUCUUGGACGUAUACAAGACUGCUCUAGAGUUAUUGGCAUCUUCAGAGACCUUGUUCGAUAGCAGAAUAGCCAGACAGGCUUUAAAAGCAGUUUUAAGGCCAGAGGGUGCCACUGGAAAAGUGAAGGACCUAUCGAGAAAAGAACAGCAACUUUCUUUAGAGGUUCAAGCUUGUGAGGCCUCGCAGUCUGCCGUUUCAUCUAAACAGGCAAACGACAGCUUGAAAGAGUUAAAGAAGCAACUAGAUCAUAUAUCGUCGCCACUUCCCCGGAUAGACAAAGGGGUGGUCAAGCUCCUUGCAAAAGUGGAGAAAGAGGAGCUAGAGAAGUUGAUGGAGUUUAUAAGCAAGGAGAAGUUUGGAAAAAGUCACGCUGAGGUUGUAGAAAGAAGGAUAGAGGAGACUGGGAAUUGGCUAUUAGCUAACGAACACUUCCGCGCUUGGCAAGAUGUGCCUUCUUCUUCGGCUGUGUUGUGCCUCAAAGGAACUGUCGGCACUGGCAAGACAUUCCUUACUUCCAAGGCGAUCGAUUACGUCAAGCAGACACUUAAUGCAUCGCAACAUGAUGAAGGGUUUGCUUAUUUCUAUUGCAAUCGCGGAACUUCAAUGCAAGACCCGAUGGUCGUCUUGAGAAGCUUUGUUCGUCACCUCGUACAUAAAUGCGAGAUUGCAAAGAGAGAAGGGAGAGAUUUAGGUUACAAGGAUUGCAAAGAUUUCAUUAUGGAAUCUUUGAAUCUAUACUCAAAGACGACUAUUAUUCUGGAUGCUCUGGACGAAUCUGAUAUCACCACUCAUAACUUGUGUACUAUUCUUAUCCAAAUGAUGGAAGAGUCUAGGAGACCCGUCAAGAUUUUUAUUUCUACCCGACCAGACCGGAAGUAUAUAAAGGCGUUCCAAGAUAGGCGUAUUAUCACUCUGGAUGCUAGCAAUCAGCAAGAUGACAUUGAGAGAUUUCUGGAUGAGAAGCUUUAUUCGACCGAAUCGUUUAUGGAGCGAAGUCAAGAAGCCCAAGACGAAAUUAAACAUGUUUUUGCAACUCGGAGCUGCGGAAUGUUCCGGUGGGUUUACUUACAAGUGAGAAGCCUUGAAAACCAUAUCACGGAUGAUGCAGUCCAUAAUUGGGCGCAUAAAUUGCCUCGCAACUUAACAGAAGCGUAUGAUCAGCUUUGGGAUAAUAUGAGAGGGCAUGAUGACUUCGAUGUCAACCUAGCUGAGCGCGCCAUUAUGUGGGUGUUGUGUUCAUUCGAGCCACUCCGAUCACACAUCCUCUUAGAAGCCAUUCAAUACGCUGUCCAAGGAUCUACAGUGGUGCGAAAAGAAAAGCAGACACAGCAGCAAAUUCUAUCACUUUGUCAAGAUCUCCUGACUAUUGAUGAAGAAAGGGGUGUUUGGAUGCUACCACAUGCCUCUGUGGCUGAAUAUUUUGAAUCAAGAGGUUACACGAAUUGGAAGUGCCAUGUGUUUGCAUCAAAAGUGUGCCUCGGCGUCCUUGAAAAUUUUUGGCCAGAAGAGAUAGAGUAUGAGACUUUUGCAGAAUACGUUGGAGACUCUUGGGGCAGGCACGUUGAGGAAUACGACCAAUGGCUAGAAACGACGGAGGGGGAAAAUGAGGCUACGAAGGCUGAUCCGGAUCUCACAGAGGCCCUAGAGCGCUUUCUCGGCUCACCAGGUGAAAGCAGCGCCAACUAUCGACAAUGGGCCGAGCAUGAUGAAAAGCGUUCAAAUGAUUUCAACCCGAACAACUUGUCUUUACUGGCCGCGUGUCAAUAUGGAUUAUGGUACACCUUGCGCGACUGGUGGCUGAACAGCAAAAUGACCAUAGAGAUGGCCUUUGAAAAGAAUGGCAACGAAGAGACCUCAUUGAUGCUCGCGGCUAAGAGCAACUGCUUGCCAAUGGUCAAACAUUUGGUCGACUUGAUUGACGUUAUGGAUCAAUAUGCUGCGGAAAAUUGCGUUGUGGCGUUGAAUUGCGCGCUUGCCGAAGAACAUUUCGACAUCAUGAAGUUCUUUAUAAUGGAGGCAAAGGUAGACGUCAACCUUCCAAGUCGUAGCAAAGACGGUAUCACUGCUGCACAAGUGGCUACCGAUUUUAGCCCCGCAACGCUACAAUGGAUGCUGGAUCAAGGCCUGGUAGACGUGCAGAGGGAGAACGACGCCGGUUAUAUGCAUGGCAACAUCUUGAUUACAGCGGUGUAUCGCCAAAAAGUCGAAUCGGUCCAAAUCCUGCUCAAAGCUGGAGCCAAUGCGAAUGCUGUCGUGCACAAAGGCGAAAACGGGAGUCCUCUUAUCAUAGCAGUAGACAAUGCGGACCCGGCAAUUGUACGGCUGCUACUCGAACAUGGCGCAGAUCCAAAUUUGCCAAGAACUGGAAACUAUGGCAGCGCGCUCGAGGCAUCAAUGACGCCGAGGGGGAAUGAAAGGGUGAAUCAGAAAGAGCGAGACGAGAUACAGCGCAUGCUGCUUGAUGCAGGUGCAGAUCCCACAGCCGUGUCUGACCGAGGGUUUUAUAAAAGUGCACUGGCUGCUGCAGCGUUCUGGGGAGAAAAGGAAAUCGUCACGGCCAUGAUCGACCGCGUUGGGGCGGAACGUGCCAUCCAAGUCCUUCGUCAGAGCACAUACCCAAAUAUUCAACGAUAUUUUAAAGACGAUGAAGACGUCCAGAGAUGGAAGGAUACAAUCACGUACCUCGGCCAGGUGGGGGUCAAUAAAGAGACCCUUCGUGCCAUCGGCUUGCGGGAAGAUAUCGAACUUGAGAGUACUGGUCUCAGCUCUCCGGGCAAGUAUUUGCUGGAUUAUCCAAAGUUAAGCAAUUCCUGA